AUGUCAGUGUACAUUGUCGCUUCCUCCAGAACGCCGAUCGGCUCGUUCCAGGGCCAGUUGAGCUCGCUCACCUACCCAGACUUGGGUGCCCACGCCGUCAAGGCUGCUUUGGAAAAAGUGCCCCAGAUUAAGCCAGACCAGGUUGAAGAGAUCAUCUUUGGUGGUGUCUUGCAGGCCAACGUUGGCCAGGCUCCCGCCCGUCAGGUUGCCUUGAAAGCUGGUCUUUCUGAGUCCGUGGUGGCGUCGACCAUCAACAAGGUUUGUGCCUCGGGCAUGAAGGCUGUCAUCUUGGGUGCACAGACCAUCUUGACCGGAACCGCCGACAUUGUGGUUGCUGGUGGCGCCGAGUCCAUGUCGAACACGCCAUACUACGUUCCACUGGCCCGUGGCGGUGCCCGUUACGGUGACACUGCGAUGGUGGACGGUGUCCAGAAGGACGGUUUGUUGGACGUGUACGACCAGAAGUUGAUGGGUGUGGCUGCCGAGAAGUGUGCCAAGGACUACGACAUCACCAGAGACGACCAGGACGCGUUUGCCUUGGCCUCCUACCACCGUGCCCAGGCUGCCACUACCAACGGCAAGUUCAAGAGUGAGAUCGCCCCAGUCACCAUCAAGGGCUUCAGAGGUAAGCCAGACAAGGUUGUGUCUGAGGACGAGGAGCCUGCCAACCUCAACGAGGACCGUUUGAAGUCCGCCAGAACCGUGUUCCAGAAGGAGAACGGUACCGUGACCGCCCCUAACGCCUCCAAGUUGAACGACGGUGGUGCCGCUUUGGUGUUGGUCUCCGAGGCCAAGUUGAAGGAGUUGGGCUUGACCCCAUUGGCCAAGAUCAGAGGCUGGGGCGAGGCCGCCAGAACGCCUAUUGACUUCACUGUGGCUCCAUCUUUGGCUGUGCCAAAGGCCUUGAAGCACGCCUCCGUCAGCCAGGACGAGGUUGACUUCUACGAGGUCAACGAGGCCUUCUCCGUUGUUGGUUUGGCCAACGCUAAGAUUUGCAACCUUCCUCACAACAAGAUGAACGUUUACGGUGGUGCUGUUGCCUUGGGUCACCCAUUGGGCUGUUCUGGUGCCAGAAUCAUCGUCACCUUGCUUUCUGUGUUGAACCAAGAGGGCGGCAAGAUCGGUGUUGCCGGUGUGUGUAACGGUGGCGGUGGUGCUUCUGCCAUUGUCAUUGAGCGCGUUGACCACGACUCCAAGUUGUGA
This is a messenger RNA of Candidozyma duobushaemuli, 1203 nucleotides long. RefSeq names its product acetyl-CoA C-acetyltransferase (gene ERG10). Gene Ontology annotation, molecular function: acetyl-CoA C-acetyltransferase activity. Gene Ontology annotation, biological process: ergosterol biosynthetic process; fatty acid beta-oxidation. The transcript has a single exon. NCBI's taxonomy places the organism in Eukaryota, Fungi, Ascomycota, Pichiomycetes, Serinales, Metschnikowiaceae. The coding region runs from base 1 to 1203 and encodes 400 amino acids. The record is from RefSeq and is a predicted model, not a curated record.